Oryza brachyantha (malo sina) is the source of this 2890-nucleotide messenger RNA. Its product is annotated as flocculation protein FLO11. NCBI's taxonomy places the organism in Eukaryota, Viridiplantae, Streptophyta, Magnoliopsida, Poales, Poaceae. The coding region runs from base 158 to 2116 and encodes 652 amino acids. The record is from RefSeq and is a predicted model, not a curated record. The transcript is spliced from 8 exons. Gene Ontology annotation, cellular component: nuclear envelope. Gene Ontology annotation, biological process: nuclear membrane organization.
CCCCAAAAAAAAACACUACGCGUACUCUGCAGCAAGUAGCAGCAGCAGCAGCUCCCUCACCCGAGGCGCCGCACGCAACAACCCAAAACCCCAGCGAGCGGCGGCGGCGGCGGAGGAUCACCGGCGAGCGGCUGGGAGCGCGCGGGGAUCGACGACGAUGAUGGACGCGAAGUGGCGGUGGCGGUCGCCCGCAGCUACGGCGGCGGCGGAGGAGGGGGAGGGGGAGGGGGAGGAGGGCGGCGCGGGAUACGGCGGGGGCGCGGGAGGCCCGUCGAGGCGGCCUCCGCGGCGCGGGCUGCACCGCGCGUCGCCCUACGGGCUGGGGCUGGGCCCUCGCCGGUGGUUCCCCAAGGAUCCCGUGGCUUCCAGGAUCUUCCCCGCCUUGGCCCAGAACCACAACGCCGCCUCCUCCGACAAUAAUCAAAUGGACCAGCGUGAGUCGCUGGAAGUAACCCAUCAAAUGCAGAGUCAUUCUAUAGAACAGAACACCAAUGCUACAACUCUGGAUAAUAAAACCAGCCUGCUCUUGGAAGAUGAUUGUAGAAAUCAAAACGAUGGCAGCGGUCUCGCUGAAAUUGAGAAUAUAAUCAAGCAGAAGCAUUUUUCUAGGGAUGAAACAGAACGCCUUAUAGAGAUCAUGCGCUCGAGGACUCCUGAUCUAUCUAAUGAAGAUCAGAGAAUUCCAAGGUCUUCCACAAAAGGUUUUGAAGCCAUUACAUUUUCAGACAAGUGGUCCACGCCUGCAAAACAAAUUGGUGUUCAAUCACCUUGUGGGACUGAUGUCUUUGGACCGUCAAAUGUGCUUGAUGUUGCCUCGUCACCAAUUGAACUUGCAAAAGCCUAUAUGGAAGCACAAACCUCAGCAUCUGUACAAGAGUCUCAAAAGAGAAGAUUCAGAGCUUUGAGUCAUGGAGUUGAGAUGGAUAAUUCAUCCUCAAAAUUUUUCCCUAAAGUAGCUACAGCUUCUGCAUGUGAGCCAGGCUCAGUUGCCCAAAUCUACCCGAAUUAUCUUACACCACAGAGUAAUAAAGGAAGAAUUCUGCCUCCAACUUCCUCUCGCACAACUUAUACUGGUUCAGUCUUCUCAAGAUCUAACAAGUACACAGGAACUCGUGAUGCCUAUAAUAACUCAUCUGGGAAGCCACAAUUUUCAACCCCUUUGCCUGUUGGAAAUAAGGCACUAUUUGAGGAUAAAAUGGCGUUGACUGUUGGUGCUCUUGGUGUGCAAUCAUCAACUCAUUCCAAAGGAGUAUACGGAGUCACUGCCGGUGCUACUACUCCCUUUACAAAGGAAAGCUCUGCUGAUAAGAAAAAUACUGGAUCCAACUUGCAAGGACCUCGUGGUAAAGGCAUCACAGAAAGUGGUUCAACGCUUGGGUGUGUUCCAAUGGUUGAAAAUACCUCAUAUUCCAAACCUGCUUAUUUAUCUGUUCAUCCCAAGUCAUUCAAAACAGCUCACAAAAUACUCCAACAUCUCGAGAGAACUAUUCCUUCUCCUGCAGCAAAGCCACUAGAGCUCAGGCAGACUUCAGCAAAGAGAAUUAUAACCUCUCUUGUCACCAGCAUCCAGCAAAAAGAGCCUGAUUCUAUUUUUACUACUAGUCAUGGAGAGAGCAGCAUCACUGUGAGCGGUGGUGCUCGACAGAAGGUUUCAGACGCAACUAAGGUUCUGGCACCUCCAAGUAGCUCCAAUGCUGAGCAGUCUAGUUCAAAGAUUCAGAAUAGUGAGCCCAACUCAGAAAUCACAGAAAUGCCCUCUUCGCAACAUACUCCAAAAUCUGACUCGACAUCCACACCAGCUGCCGAGGUCUUGGAUAAAAGCACAGGCAAUGGUUUCACAUUCACAUUUCCUGUUCCUAAAGCCUCAAUCUCUCUUCCUGAGCCACCACCUACUCCCUCGUUGUCAUUGCCACCAAGUAUCCCACCAGCUGCUAGUACUGAUAUCCCCAAAUUUACCUUUGGUUCAUCAAGCACUAUCGAUAAACUUGUUUUCUCAUUCGACUUGGCAAGCAGUUCCCGCAGUGCAGAAGAAGCAGCCCCAACUUUCAAAUUUGCGUCUGAUACAAAGCGUGAGCUGUCUUUUGAUGUAGCUGGCAAAGAUGCAGUCUGCUUUUAAUAUAUGCAUCUCAGCUCAUUCUGAAACAGCUCGAGCUUCCUAUUUGGUGUAGCGAUCACAAGAACAGCGCCAUUGGGAACAUACUGUGUUUUACCUACAAAUUGAAACAUUGGUCGCAAUUAUUAGUAUAUUCUGAACUUCUUACCUGUCGCAUUGACAGGUUCUUUUACCAGUGGUUUUUGCCCGUGCCUGUGUGUCUUUUGCCAUCGCAGGUUUGAUCUGUCUUAAUCGUUUUCAUCUCUGAAACUUUUUUGGUCCAGGAUGUUGAUGAUAUAAUCUUUUGAAAAACCCUGCCUUUUUUCUGGCGUGUCACGACGUAAGCCAGCACGAUCUGAUUUGAAUACCAAAAAGAAUCAGGGAGGAGGAUCUGUUGAUAAAGGCAGCAGUACACUCUUGACCCAUCAAAUUAAAGUGACCCGGUUCUGCAGAAAGAUUUGCAUAUUUGCAUGCAUCUCCAUGGGGCCAAACAAUUGCUUUGACUGAUGCUGUCCAUGGCACGGCACACGGUGUUGGUCGCCGGCGACGACCAGCGUCGGAGAGAAGGGUAGAGACCACGUCGCCGUCGUGCUGCUGGUGUGUUUGCGUUGCUUUGCUUGCGUCUGAGACGGCCUGAAGAAAGGGAAAUCUUGUUCGUCCGUGCUAUUAUUGCUAUCCGGGCACUGCAGGCUGGUAUCAUUGCAGCACAAAGGCUGUCAUCUUUUUGCUAGAUUAUUCCUCGCGCAGGCUUUUCGAACGGCUAAAUAUUACGUGUUUUCUUAAAAAAAUAUAUGUAAG